This is a messenger RNA of Microthlaspi erraticum, 2226 nucleotides long. The record is from the annotation of a GenBank genome assembly. Lineage: Eukaryota; Viridiplantae; Streptophyta; Magnoliopsida; Brassicales; Brassicaceae.
AUGGUUCAAAUCUAUGUAGUAUGUGGUUCAUGGAAAAGGUGUCAAAUCAAUGGGUGGAUAUUUGUUGCUGAUGAAAGGAAAGGAGGAAGAGUAGUUGGUGUGGAAUCUAAUACUAGGUUUGACGACCUAAAAGCGAUGGUUUUAGAGGAUUUCUCUUUCGAGAGCGGAAUCGACGUCGAGUUUAGCUAUUUGCCACGCGGUUUGAUCAACGAUGCUAUAUCUCCCCGAGUUGUGAUUUCCAACGAUCGGCAAGUGCAAAAUUUCGUUGGAUACAUAAGGAAGCAGGAGUCAAAGCAGUUGUGUUUGACACUUAAGGAUCCCAAAGAAAAUAGUGGAGUCCACAUUGAUGGUAAUGGUGAUCAUGGAGGUGUACCUCCAACCGAUGGAUUAUCCCAUGUCAAAGAUGAGAUCAAAAAAGGGAAAAUGAUACUCAAAGAGAUCAAUGAUGAAGAGGAAGUAUUGUCGCAAAAGGAAAUCGAGUAUGAUUAUCAAUUUCGUGGCGCUUUGAUGGAAGCUGUGAAGAUAAAGCAAGAAUUCAGAAGCAAAAGUCUGUUGAAAUCCACUUUCGAAAUCCUUGCUAUGAAGCACAAUUUCGACUACAUCGUGCUCAAAUCGGACACUAGUUUUUGGACAGCUCGGUGUGUGGUCAAAGAAUGCAACUGGCGCGUUCGAGCAGUGAGUCUAAAAGGUACGACCAUGUUUGUCAUCACCAAGUAUGUGGGUGAACACACUUGUGCUCCUUCAGGUAAAGCCAAAAUCGGGAGGACAGCUUCAGCGAAGACAAUUGGCAAUCUCAUUAUGCAGAAGUAUGAAGGUGUCAAAGAAGGACCUAAACCCAAUGAUAUCAUUCAGCUGAUGCGUAUUGAGCACGGAUGCAAGAUCUCUUACGAUCUAGCAUGGGAGGCACGUGAGUUUGCUGUCAAUUAUGUGAGAGGAAUACCUGAGGAGAGUUAUGCAAAAAUACCAAGGUACUUGCACAUGCUAAAAGAAGCUAAUCCGGGUACCCAUACAGCUUUCAAGACGGAUCCUGAUGGUAGUUUCAGAUACAUGUUCAUCUCUUUUGGUCAGUCUAUAAGAGGGUUCUACAAAGCCAUGCGACGGGUAAUCGUUAUUGAUGGUACAUUCUUGAAGAAUAAAUACAAAGGAACACUACUAGUUGCUACAGCUUUAGAUGGUAACUCGAAUUUGUAUCCACUAGCAUUUGGUGUGGUUGAUUCAGAGAAUGAUCUAUCAUGGGAAUGGUUUUUGAGGCAGCUACAUGUUGUUAUUGAGGAUGAUUACGAUCUGGCCUUCAUCUCAGACAGGAAUUUGUCCAUUGGCAGACUACUUCCUAUAGUUUACCAACGAGCUACUCAUGGAAUUUGUAUUCACCACUUGCUGAACAAUGUCAUCUCUUAUCUACAUGGAAAAGGUGUGGCUGCUUUGGUUGCAAAGGCUUCUAAAGCAUACAGAAUUGCUGAUUUUCAGACGAUGAUGACUGAUAUCGUUAAGAACAGACCGGAUGUGGGGAAGUAUCUUGUGAAAGCUGAUGUGAGAAAGUGGGCUCGCUGUCUAUUUGUUGGAUACAGGUAUGAUGUUAGGACAACUAACCCCGCUGAGUCGUUGAAUUCAGCAUUGAGAUCACCUAGAGAGUUCCCGGUAAUCCCUCUACUAGACAGCAUUAGAGAAAUGUUGACAAGGUGGUUCUUUAAGCGUAGAACAUUGAGCUCCAAGCAUACCCACCCUCUAACCGUUGCUGUUGAGAAGAAGAUUACAAGAAGGACGGAAAAGGGUAAAGCAUUCACGGUUCAGCAAGUAGAUGCAACUCGAUUUGUGGUGGGAGGUGACAUCUACGAAUGUGUGGUUGAUUUGGCGAAGCGAACAUGUACAUGCGCCAAGUUUGAUCUGCAGAAAAUUCCAUGUAGGCAUGCGAUCCCAGCAAUUUUUGCAAUUGGAAAGCAACCACAUGAAUUCACAGAUGAGCUGUGGAAAACUGAGUUAUGGAGAGUUGGGUAUGAAGAAGCAGUAAAUCCAAUAGGUGUUCCUGAGGAUGCAUGGAGUGUCCCCCAAGUUGUUGAUGAAGAGAUUGUUUCUUGUCCAGAAUCACGCAGAGCUGCUGGUAGGAGAAGAAAGAGACGGUUUGAAUCGGUUGAGGACAAGAUUAGAUCGCAGCAAAGGAAGACACACAAGUGUAGUCGAUGUGAUAAUUCAGGCCACAAUAGAGCAACAUGUGACAUGCCAAUCUAG